Aaosphaeria arxii CBS 175.79 is the source of this 1028-nucleotide messenger RNA. RefSeq lists its product as uncharacterized. Lineage: Eukaryota; Fungi; Ascomycota; Dothideomycetes; Pleosporales. The coding region runs from base 189 to 728 and encodes 179 amino acids. The record is from RefSeq and is a predicted model, not a curated record. The transcript has 2 exons.
CGGGUCGAACAGGAACCCAUCUCCGCAACAAUUCACAGAUACCAACUGUGCUUUAAUUUCCUCCAUCAACAAAACACAAUCGAUCUUUCGCAAAGCCAUUGUCCCUUUGACUUUAUUGUCGCCGUAAUUUCAAGGGCACAGACAUCGUCGACCUCGUAUCAAUAGCAUCAUCAUCAUCUGCGGGAACCAUGGCUCGCUCAAACUCCAUCGUACUAGCCGGCUCUCUCGCCCUACUCGCUUUCCUUUCGACUGCACCAAGCGCAACUGAGGCAUUCGUUGUCGAGUAUUGUUCCACGCAAAACACAAAUUCCGGGGGACAGACAUGGCACAACGACUGGCAAUCGAAUGGUUUAUGCACGGGAAAAUGCGGUGCCUAUGCCUUCGCUGUAAUCCAAUACAAGGACUGCUGGUGCUCUAAUUACAUACCCGAGGCCCAGGACGAUACCAGCGACUGCGACGGCACCUGCCCGGGUUUCCCCUCUGAGAUCUGCGGCAGCAAUUCUGGCGACAAAUUCGUCUAUAUCCCCAUCGACGGCAAGAAGCCCUCUGGCACCAAAGGAGCUUCAGAGCCCACUCAGGUGAGUACGACCUCUUCACCUCCUGUUCCAUCGUCGGACUCAUCUACGAGACCUACUUCAACGGAAAUAUCUACUGUUAGUGAACUCCAUUUCUUUGCUGUUGCAAGUCUUGCAAGUCCACUCUCACUGUCAUUUUCCUCGUCUCUUUGAUUUUGCUCCACUCGUCAGUUUUCUUGUCUUCCUCACAUGUUGUCUCCAACCGUAUGUCAGCCAUCGUGUUAGACUUGGUGUGGCUCUCGCGGGCCCCAACAAGUUCUUCGUUGAUGCGACGAUCAAUCCCGUAACUCAAGAACCCUGAUCUAUCCUGCGGACCCUUCAAAGUUCUAUCUUGUUUAGAGUUUCCACCCUCAUCCGUGUUCACUUUUCUGCUCUUUGUUUAUUCCUCCGCUCUUAGCCAAAUUUUCACUGACAUCGCAUUCUUACAGUCAUCCAAACCAACCACUUUGCAGA